AAGCGUGUUGCAUGGGGCGGCGCCGUUCCUUGUUCGCCAUACUUGCACAGGGAAGAGCAACUGAAGCACUUAUUCUAGAAGCGCCUGGGGGAAAACGGCAGGAAAACGACAUGGCUGAGGACGAUUUGACUCCGGAGCAGCUAGCAGCCAUCGCUGCGGAGAACGACGUGGGCGAGACGGUCAACUACAAGCCCCCGGCCCAGAAGACACUGCAGGAGAUCCAGGAGCUGGACCAGGACGACGAGAGCCUCCGGAAGUACAAGGAGGUUCUGCUAGGAGCCGGCGCUGCUGCUGUCGCUG
Coregonus clupeaformis (lake whitefish) is the source of this 300-nucleotide messenger RNA. Its product is annotated as rho GDP-dissociation inhibitor 1-like. The transcript has 2 exons. Lineage: Eukaryota; Metazoa; Chordata; Actinopteri; Salmoniformes; Salmonidae. Gene Ontology annotation, cellular component: cytosol; cytoplasm; membrane. Gene Ontology annotation, biological process: Rho protein signal transduction. The record is from RefSeq and is a predicted model, not a curated record. The annotation marks the transcript as partial. Gene Ontology annotation, molecular function: Rho GDP-dissociation inhibitor activity; protein binding.